Impatiens glandulifera is the source of this 616-nucleotide messenger RNA. RefSeq names its product pathogenesis-related protein PR-1-like. The record is from RefSeq and is a predicted model, not a curated record. The transcript has a single exon. Lineage: Eukaryota; Viridiplantae; Streptophyta; Magnoliopsida; Ericales; Balsaminaceae. Gene Ontology annotation, cellular component: extracellular region. The coding region runs from base 50 to 535 and encodes 161 amino acids.
ACUCACACUUUUGCCAACAAAUUAAAAGAGAUAGAGAAAGACCGUCCUAAUGAUCGCCGCCUUCCUCCUCCUCCUUUUCAUCACCGGCGCCGGAGCAUACGGCGGCAAAAGUAGUUCAACUGCCGCCCAAUUCUUGGGACCGCAAAAUGCCGCCAGGGCAGCGUUGAGAUUACCGCCCCUAACAUGGAGCGUUAAACUUCAGGCGUACGCAGAAGCGUACGCCAACCGGAGGAAAGGCGACUGCGCCUUAAUCCAUUCCCCCGGAAAUACUUACGGAGAAAAUAUUUUCUGGGGGAGUGGUACUGGGUGGGGCCCGGCUCAGGCAGCCGGGUCGUGGGUGUCGGAGAAACAGUACUAUAGAUACUUCUCGAAUUCAUGCGGGAACGGGCAGGAUUGCGGGCAUUAUACACAGAUUGUGUGGCGGAGCACUAAACGGGUGGGUUGUGCACGGGUCGUUUGUAAUGGUGGGAGAGGUGUAUUCAUGACUUGUAAUUAUGACCCGGCUGGAAAUUACAUUGGAGAGAGACCUUAUUGAUCCAAUUAUAUAUAUAUUUUACUAUAAGCUAAUCAUGAUGUUUGAUUCACCUGAAUGAUUAGUAGACAAUGAUUUCUCUUU